This is a messenger RNA of Echinops telfairi (small Madagascar hedgehog), 6457 nucleotides long. It is a transcript of the gene PRPF38A, whose product is annotated as pre-mRNA processing factor 38A. Gene Ontology annotation, cellular component: precatalytic spliceosome. The coding region runs from base 149 to 1087 and encodes 312 amino acids. The transcript has 10 exons. Lineage: Eukaryota; Metazoa; Chordata; Mammalia; Afrosoricida; Tenrecidae. The record is from RefSeq and is a predicted model, not a curated record.
GUCGACUCGGCGGCUUAGUGAGACUUCCUCCACCUUGUUCGAUCGCUUCCGAGUGUGUGUUUUGGGGCUUUGUUUCGUUUCGUGUUGUUUUCCACCUGGAUGUGACGCACGAAGGACCCGACGGGUCUAGAGCCGGAGGCUUCCCAAGAUGGCGAACCGUACGGUGAAGGAUGCCCACAGCAUCCACGGCACCAACCCGCAGUAUCUGGUGGAGAAGAUCAUUCGGACGCGCAUCUACGAGUCCAAGUACUGGAAGGAGGAAUGCUUUGGGCUUACAGCUGAACUUGUAGUCGAUAAAGCCAUGGAGUUAAGGUUUGUGGGUGGUGUUUAUGGCGGCAACAUAAAGCCAACUCCCUUUCUGUGUUUGACCUUGAAGAUGCUACAGAUUCAACCUGAGAAGGAUAUCAUUGUAGAGUUUAUCAAAAACGAAGACUUCAAGUAUGUCCGCAUGUUGGGGGCCCUUUACAUGAGACUGACAGGCACAGCAAUUGACUGUUACAAGUACUUGGAGCCUCUCUACAAUGACUAUCGGAAAAUCAAGAGCCAAAACCGAAAUGGGGAAUUUGAACUGAUGCAUGUGGACGAGUUUAUUGAUGAGCUACUACAUAGUGAGAGAGUCUGUGACAUUAUUCUGCCCCGACUACAGAAGCGCUAUGUGCUGGAAGAAGCUGAACAAUUGGAGCCUCGGGUUAGUGCCCUAGAAGAGGACAUGGAUGACGUGGAGUCCAGUGAAGAGGAGGAGGAAGAAGAUGAGAAGCUGGAGAGAGUGCCCUCACCUGAUCACCGCAGGAGAAGCUACAGAGACUUGGACAAGCCCCGUCGCUCUCCCACGCUGCGCUACAGGAGGAGUAGGAGUCGGUCUCCCAGAAGGCGGAGUCGGUCUCCCAAGAGGAGGAGCCCUUCCCCACGCCGAGAAAGACAUAGGAGCAAGAGUCCAAGACGGCACCGCAGUAGGUCCCGAGAUCGACGGCACAGAUCCCGCUCCAAGUCCCCAGGUCACCACCACAGUCAUAGACACAGGAGCCACUCAAAGUCCCCUGAAAGGUCUAAGAAAAGCCACAAGAAGAGCCGGAGAGGGAAUGAAUAAUGGACUGAUUUUCAUCCACAUGUCCUCCGAUGGAUAUGAGAUUAUCUGUCUGUGGAGGGAUUGAUUCCUUCCCUAGGCAGCUAUGAGAAUAUUUUUUUCUUACUGAAAAUUUUUCCAAUUUUUGAAAAAAGAAAGAAGUGCUGUUUUAUACACUCACCUUUGACUGUAGCAAUUAAAUUUGAGGGUAGGAGGGAAUUUGAAUGGGUGCGGGUGUGUGCAUGUAUGCGCACACUGGGGGAAGACAAAGGAUGUGACCAUAUGCUGAUCUUUUGUUAUUUAACAUGACACACAAAUUCCCAGUUUCCUUUCUUUUGCUUAGUGAUAGAUCUCCUGGAGCCAUCUGGGAUUUGUGUUGUUAUUCAGAGAUCAAUUCAGUAGAACAUACUUUUUUUUUUUUAACCAGCAGCAGCAAGUGAUAAUAUCUACACUGACUUGUUAACAGCUUUGCAGAAACAAUGCAAUCACAUAUAAGCCUCAUCCUCCUGGAUCUAUUAGUCCAUUGUCAUUGAACAGGUCAACAAACAGGAACUCUUAAAAGCCUUCUCCCUUGCAUCCCAACACAAUUGUUCUUCCCCAGUAGCCUUGAAUUCCAGGAUAAGGAAUAAAACCUUUAUCUUAACAAGUGGUUACUUUAUCUUAGCCUAUUCAGUAAUAAUAGAGCAAUGGGAUUGAAAAGGGUUUGGUAGAGAAGUUAUUGUGUAGUGUCACACAAUUUUAUUAAGUAGACAGGGUUGUCAUUCACUUCAGGAAGCGACCAAGUUUUAAAACUUAUCAAGAGUGUGGUGGUAAAGUUUAAUUUUAGACAGCUGUGGUACAUCUGCUGACCCCUGCUGGCAUAGUGGGUUACUUGUUGGGCUGCUAACCAAAAAGGUCAGCCAUUUGAAAUCACCAGCUGCUCCAAGGAAAAGAUGAGGCCUUUUACUCCGGAACACAGAGUCCUGGAACCCCGACUGUAUAUGAGUCAGACUCGAUGGCAAUGAGUUUGGGAUUUUGUUUAUUUCUUUUAGUAUACCUGGCAGUCCUGUUCUUUCCCAAAGCACCUGGGAAAGAACACUUGGCAGUCUGCAUUUGAGAAGCAAGAUGCAAACAGCUGGUAAAAGCUCUGGAGCAUAGUUCUAUUCUCGUGCAAAUGUGGUUGCCCUGGGACAGAAUCAACUUGAAGGGACAGAUUUCUUUAGGGUGUGUCUACAAAAAGACCAGACAGUAGACAAGCCCCAGUUUUCACUACCUGUGGAAGGAGUUUAAUUAGAUGAAAUUGUCCAGGAAACACGUAAACAACACCAACAUGGGUAAAGGAGGAAAAGCAGCCACCAAUUGAAAACUGACAUGGGUCAUAAAAGAAUUAGUUGAGAAUGUCAAAAACAGCCAAAGGUCUAAGAUGACAAAAGAUGGUAGUGAUUUUAUUAAAGCAAUUUCUUAUACUUUCCUCCUUUAAAAAAUGAGGAAAUUUAUUGUAUGGAUUUAUUCACACUUAUCCUAGCAGGAACUGAAGACCAACUGCCUUGUCACAGGCUGCAGUUUCUUAUUAUCAAUUAAUUCAGUAUCAGAUCUUAGGGUAAACAUUCCAUUAUUUGCUACUAAACUGAAGAAACAAGACACAAGUUCUCUUACGACAAUAAUAAAUAAUUUUUCCGUCACUUGAGAACUUUUGUUUUUCUUCAAAGACUUCCUCAUGAGUUGAAAAAGGUCCAUAAGACGGUUUGUGAUACACUUAAAAUUAGAUAUACGCAUACCUAUUUUAAGUCUGUUAAGGAGUACCAGUGAUUUGGGCAGAAAGAAACAAAUCGAAUAAGCUACCAUCUAGUAUAGCAUUAACAAAAUUUUAAGCGUGCGCCUUUGCCUCCCAACAUACUGAAAAACUCUUGCUAAAAUUUCUAGAUAUGGUAAAUUGAACAUAGGCAACCUCUAAUAGGAAGCAUGUGGUUCACAUUCUUAAACCCUUAAAGGACAUUUAUUCAAUGGGGCUUCAAAAAGUUCAUGAAAUAAUUUCAUCAUGUAAAUCCAUGUUUUCAUUAACUUUCCGAAUGCCCUUCAGACCCCAACUACAUUUUGCUCUGGGGUUUUGGUGGGAAGCACCUAUCCCACUUCUGGUACAUGCAGCCCUAGGUGGGACCUGGUAUAAAUGCUUGAAUCUGAAAAAAAUAGGCCGCCUCCCCCAACCUCAGAUUUCCUCUCCUUGAGACAAAUGCAUCUUGCUAAUUACAUCACACUAUCAAAGAUAUUUGUCAGCUAAUACGCCAACUGGAAAAGUUUCAGUGUUGAAAAGAGUUGUCAUGGUGUGUUAAUUAGAACAAAAAGUUAACAGUGGGGUAUACUGAAUAUAUCUUAGAGCACUUGUUGAUAAAUUACAGAGAUGCACUUAAAAGCUAAGGGGUCAAAAAAUUAAAAAAAGCUAAGGGGUCGUUUUCUGUGGUCUAUGUGGUAGCCUACUAGACAAGGCCUUUAAACAUGUUGACUAUAGCCAGCAUUAAAUACAUUUUACAUCUUGCCUCUGUAUACACAUACAAUUCCAUGAAACAAAUCUUACCAAUUAUGAAAAGUACAUUUUUACCAUUCUGUUUUUAAUGUAUAUAAACCACUUUACUGAUCCAGUUUCUAUUGUGUGAAAUAUCCUGCUUUUGGCAAUACAAAAUGAAGGGAAUGCGUUCCAAUUGAGGACAAUGGAUUUGGUGAGAAGGUAUAUAACAACUAAUCAUUUCACUUUAUAACCCCUCCCUAUUGUUUUUCAAUACUAGACCUGAUAAAAUUUAAACAUGAAUCAGAGUAGAAUCAUCACAAAUGUCACUCCCUCUCCCAAGAGAGGUUAAACUUUUAACUGUUAAAGGGACAUGCAACAAAUUUUGUACAGAUGCAAAGAUAAAGCAGAGCAUGAGCUAUUUAAACAUUUCAAGUACAUGGUUUCAGAGGAGAUAAAAGAUAAACUGGUGGAAUUUAAAGAUUUUUUUUUUAAGUUGUAGAAAGCCUUAUUAAAAGUUACAAAAUGUGACAGGAAGAAAUAUGAAAUGGAAAGGAACAAAAAACUAUAAAGCUGAUACACGCAAGAUAAUUUAUUUUUUAAAAUCCUGAAGAAAAAAAAAAUCAACUGAGCACCCAAGUCAUAGUGGGGAUAUAAAAUGGCCUCAAAUGCUAGGGGAAUCUUACCUCCAGAAGACAGUGAAGCAACAGUCUCCAAAACUGAAGAAAAUAAAGUUUAAGGAAUCCUAACACCUAGCCAAAGAUGUCUACAAAACGGAUAAACACAUUCAACCCAGAACUUAAUGUAAUAACCUAGAUUCCUGCUUUAAAAACUUAUAAUGAAGUUCAAUUGAAUUAUGACCUUAGGAACAGAAUUAUCACUAAAUAAAAUUCAAAUACAUAGUGGGAAAUUAUAGUAGAGUUCAAAUUAGUAACAGUAUGUUAAUAUUUAACAGAAAUAAUAAAACAGUGGAGGAUAUGCAAAGUGCUGGUUUCAUCAUUCCUAGCAGGACUCAAUAUAAUUGAAUAUAUAGUUAUAAAACACCAACUUCUAUAAUUAUCCUUAGUAGGAGGCAUUAUUUAGAACUAGAUUUGGGGAGGUGGGGAGCACUAAAAUUCAGUAUCAUGUUUUAUUAUUUCUGUUAAUCUAAAUAUUAAAGAUAGUAUAUGAGCCCACUUUUAUAAAAAUAUGCCUAAAUGCUUAAGGCAAGUUUGUAUUCAAGUUCACCAGAUAUCGAUUUAUGACUGAUGGAUUUGUGUGAUUUUCACACUUUGGUUAUACUUGCACAUAAAAGAAAAUGAUCAGAUUUUAAAGUGGCUUGUUUGAAAUUUAAUGCUGUUUUUUUAAAAGCUAUCAGCAUAUUUCAUAGUAAUGUUUGUUAGAACGGAAAAUCAGAAAUCUAUUUUCUGAAGAACAUUUUAAGCAAUAUGUAGCAAAAAUCUUAGAUCCUUUAUCCUUUCACCCAAUGACCACUGGUUACAAGAAUUUACCCUAAAGGAAAUACACGUAUACACAAAAAACUUUAUUUCAUUUUGCUGUAUCAUAUGAGAAAAAUUAUGAAAAGCAAAAAAGGUCCAACUGUUGAAGAGUAAGUAUUAUCAAACUCGUUGCAUUGAGUUGAUUCUGACUCCGCUAGGAUUCCCAAGGCUGUAACCUAUAUGAAAGCAGACGGCCAGAUUUCCCUCUUGGAGAGCCGCUGAUGGGGUUUGAAACACACCUUUCAAGUUAGCAGGUGAACACUUCAACCACUGAGCUACCAGGGCUCCAAAUAUUUUAUCACCUCUGCCAUCCAGUUGUUAACUCACAGCAACCAUGUAAGCAUAGAACUGCCCGUGUGGGUUUCUAUGACCGUCGCUCUACAGAAGAGUCAUCUUUUCUCCCUCACUACACAGUAUGUCAUUACUAUUCGUAGUUUAAAUAACAUUUAAUGGCAUGGGGAAAUAUUUUUUUCUCCUUGUCAUUAAACAUAUCAGAUUUCAAAAACUAUAUAAUCUCAGUAUAUAUAGUUCUCUAAGACUGCUAAUUAUACAAUUUGUAUUUCCUCAAAUAUUUAAGGUCACAACUUUUAAGGUAGAGCUACUACUGCAUAUAUUAUAAACUAAGACUUCUAUUUUUCAACUUUAAACAGCAUUGCCAGUUCUAGCAAUUGCUGAAGGAGGUGCUAGCACAUGUGAAAGCACAUGUGAAACCCCUCAUAUACAAAAAUAAAACAUUACAAUGAACAUCUUUAUACUCUCACCACCUAACCUAGAGCUAUUCUCCAACUAGAGUUAAAACAAAACAAUAAUUUAAAAGAAACUCUUGAAUGUUCCAAGGCAGAUUUUAACCAAAGUAUAAGUUGGGCCCUAAGGGAUGCUGAAAUUAUAGUGUAUUAACAUGCAAACAGUACAUACACCUGGAUAUUAAUAAAUGCCUUUUCAAGCUUUUAACUAUGGAAAGGAAAACUCAAUUUCCAGCAAAAGACUAGGCAUUCCUCUAUUAGGAUAUAUGUCAGGAGCCCAGGUGUUCUAAAUAACACAUACCUCAGGAAAAAAUUGCUACCUCUAAAUAUAUUUUAUCACUUAUUCUGAACCUUUUAAAAUACAUCUAUGUCAUUUAGUCUAUGAAUCUCUUGGCACCUUUUAAACAGACAAGACAAAAAUCUCACCAACAGUAAAAUCUGCCACUGUCAACACAAGUCUGAAUUCUAACUUCUAUAAUUACUGAUUGUAUACACAUUAUUAGUAACCUAAUUAGCAUCCCAGCAAAUUUAUCUUCCAGGUUGUAGUACAAGAUUUGGAAUAGUCUGGCACAUGAUGGGUCCUUAGUAGAUAAAAGUCAUCUCCACUCUUUUGGCAAUAGUCUUAGUGUUUAAAAUCUCUACUCCAAAAGACGUUUGUUUGUUUUUUAAAAUAAAGAUGUUUGUUUUGAUUCUA